Molecule: messenger RNA, 2435 nt
Organism: Mugil cephalus (flathead mullet)
Lineage: Eukaryota; Metazoa; Chordata; Actinopteri; Mugiliformes; Mugilidae
Gene: me1
Product: malic enzyme 1, NADP(+)-dependent, cytosolic
Exons: 14
Coding region: 89-1855 (588 amino acids)
Biological process (GO): pyruvate metabolic process; malate metabolic process
Cellular component (GO): mitochondrion
Molecular function (GO): malate dehydrogenase (decarboxylating) (NAD+) activity; NAD binding; malate dehydrogenase (decarboxylating) (NADP+) activity
Source: RefSeq, a predicted model, not a curated record
GAGCGGCUCCUCGAGCGGACCUGCGCAUCCACUUGUUGAGUUUACGACAGCUCACCGCCGCAGCCGCACUAUUUAAAGAGGCAACGACAUGGCACACGGGCUGGUCAGACGGGAGUCGGUGGAAACGGAGAUGCACAAGUCCGAGGAAAAGGGGAAAAACUUCGUUUACACGAAGAAGAGGGGCUAUGAAGUCACCCGAAACCCCCUCCUGAACAAGGGCAUGGCUUUCUCCCUGGAGGAGCGUCUCCAGCUGGGAAUCCACGGCCUUCUGCCUCCCUGCUUCGUCAGCCAGGACGUCCAGCUGCUCAGAGUGCUCAAAAACUAUGACAUGAAGAGGGAUGACCUGGACAGAUAUGUGUUCUUGAUGGGGCUCCAGGACCGCAACGAGAAACUCUUCUAUCGGGUGCUAAUGGCCGAUAUCGAAAGGUUUAUGCCCAUCAUUUAUACUCCCACUGUGGGCCUGGCCUGCCAGCAGUACGGCCUCAUAUUCAGAAGGCCGAGGGGGCUGUUCAUCACCAUCCAUGACCGUGGCCACAUUGCCUCAAUACUCCAGAACUGGCCGGAAAAAGACGUCAAGGCCGUGUGCGUGACGGAUGGAGAGAGGAUCCUGGGCCUGGGAGACCUGGGCUGCCAUGGUAUGGGCAUCCCAGUUGGCAAGCUGGCCCUCUACACAGCCUGUGGAGGGAUGCCACCACAACAGUGUCUGCCUGUCACGCUGGACGUGGGCACAGACAAUGAGGCGCUACUGAAGGACCCUCUCUACAUUGGGCUGAGACAUAAGAGAGUGCGGGGUCAGGCCUAUGACGACCUGCUGGAUGAAUUCAUGAAGGCCGUGGCGGACAGGUAUGGAAUGGACUGUCUGAUUCAGUUUGAGGACUUUGCAAAUAUCAACGCCUUCCGCCUGCUGAGCAAGUACCGCAACAAGUACUGCACAUUCAACGACGACAUCCAAGGUACUGCUGCAGUGGCCGUAGCCGGACUCCUGGCCGCCCUUCGCGUCACCAAGAGCAAGAUGUGCGACCACACUAUUGUGUUCCAAGGGGCAGGGGAGGCAGCGAUGGGAAUUGCUGAACUGAUAAGCAUGUCCAUGGAGAAGGAAGGCCUCUCGAAGGAAGAGAGCCUGAAGAAGAUCUGGAUGGUCGAUUCCAAGGGUCUCAUUGUCAAGGGUCGGGACAACCUCACUCAUGAGAAGGAGAGGUUUGCUCACAAGCACCCGCAGAUGAAGCACCUGGAGGAUGUAGUCCGGGAGCUUAAACCUACAGCUAUCAUUGGUGUGGCAGCUGUUGCUGGAGCCUUCACCGAGCAGAUCAUCAAGGACAUGGCCUCCUUCAAUGACCGGCCCAUCAUCUUUGCCCUCAGCAACCCCACCAGCAAAGCCGAAUGUACAGCAGAGCAGUGCUACAAGCUGACAGAGGGCCGUGGCAUCUUUGCCAGUGGGAGUCCAUUUGACCCCGUCACUCUCCCUGAUGGCAGGACAUUCUACCCCGGUCAGGGAAACAACGCCUACAUCUUCCCUGGGGUGGGAUUGGCUGUCACUGCAUGUGCCUUGAGACAUAUUCCUGAGGAGAUCUUUCUCACUGCAGCAGAGGCUCUUGCUCACAUGGUGACAGAGAAGGACCUGGCAGAGGGACGACUGUAUCCUCCCCUCAGCUCUAUUAGAGAAGUCUCUUUAAAACUAGCGGCCAAGAUCAUGGAGUACGCCUACAAGCACAAAAUGGCCACGCUUCGCCCAGAGCCGUCCGACAAAGAUGCACAUGUGCGCUCACUCUGCUAUAGCACCGACUACGAGGAGUUUGUUGUUGACUCAUACCGCUGGCCAGAGGACAGUAUGGCCGUGCAGUCAUGCAAACUUUAAUGCACUGGACAGAGAAACAGAAUCAGCCCCGGGAGGGAAGUGGUAACUACUGACGUGCAAUUUCAUCACAAGAUGUGAUGUUGGGUAUGAAAGAAACUGGGCGUAGAAUUUUCUAAUUAAUAUAAAUUACUGUGAAGUAAAUGGUCAUGGCACAUGUGAUAUAAUAAUAACAGGGUAAUUUAAAUAGUUUAUUGUUGGGUAAAAUACUGAAAAAGGGCUGAUGUCGUCAACUGGGAAACUGAGGGGUUUGCAGAAUGUAUGGCGUAUUUAACCGAUGGUUGUUAUUGGUUGUUGCUUUAAAAUAACAUAUUUGGGGAGGAUUCUUCGAGAGUUGUGCUGUAAUAGGCAGUCACGUUGUGACGGUGUCAGCUAAAGUACCAAAAAUCUCUUUGUCAAAUAAAAAGGAUGUUUUUGAAGUAGAGUCUCAGUAUGUUUACAUGGACAACGUGACUGGAAUUAUUCUCAUGAGAGAUGCCAAAGCAUCUUCCAGGUCCAAAAAUAUUACUUACGUCUAUACUUUGGAGCAUUAAAUCAGAAAUGUAAUAGACUUAAAUUACAACAAUAAAUUCAUUCAACAGAA